Nymphaea colorata (pocket water lily) is the source of this 1056-nucleotide messenger RNA. RefSeq names its product putative F-box protein At5g50220. The transcript is spliced from 2 exons. The record is from RefSeq and is a predicted model, not a curated record. The coding region runs from base 1 to 1056 and encodes 351 amino acids. Gene Ontology annotation, molecular function: protein binding. Lineage: Eukaryota; Viridiplantae; Streptophyta; Magnoliopsida; Nymphaeales; Nymphaeaceae.
AUGGGAGGCGCUAAGAGGAGCAAGGGCCUUGUAAAUCUCCCGUUGGACAUUCUCUCUAACAUCCUCUCUCGGCUUCCUGCAACUUCCCUGAUUAGGUUCGCUCUCAAUAUCUCUUUAUACAAAAACCCACUUGAAUGCGAUUUGGUGGUGGGGAAACCGGUUGAUGCCAUAGAUCCUCCUCUUGAUCUCUCUGAAGGCAGCCACAAUCUUGUUUCCUCCUUAGAUGGAUUACUCUUAUACCGUGAUACGGGAGCAAGAAGUAACUCGCCUUGGACGUUGUAUGUCUAUAAUCCAGCAACCAGAGAAACUGUAAUCCUUCCUCGCCUCCGGAGGUCGGGUCCUUUUACUGUCCACCAGUUGGUUUUCGAUCCUGCAGCGAAGGUUUAUAAGGUUCUUCAUGUUCCGGACGUUCAAUCCAAAGAGACUUGCAGUCAGAUUUUCACUUUGAGCGUCGACAAGCAAUGGAGGAAGUCGAAUGGUAGUCGCUCUGAUUUUAGUGCAACCAGUUACUCAAAGGCAUUAGAAUACCCACUAGUCAAUGGCGCCAUUCACUGGGCGCGGGAUUGCGGUUGGGGUGGGUUCCCUUAUCCUGGUUACGCAAUCACUCGAAGAACUAUAGUCGCCUUCAAGGUGGGUAGUGAGGAAUUCCAGAUAUUCUCACACCCUAACUGCUGCCCUGCUGUUCAUCCUGGCACUUAUCGCGAAAUUGGUGAAUGUCAUCGAGAGUCUGCUCCCUUGAUUGAAAUCAACGGAUUUAUGCAUCUGAUGCAUCCAGAUGCCACCAAGCAAACUAUGGAUGUAUGGGUGCUCAAGGAUUAUGAUGGUCAGGUGUGGGAAAAGGAUUACAGUGUUUCCAUGAAUUUUAUUGAUGAGACCCUACCGACUGGUGUGACGCUUUCUUUCCGUGCCAAGCUUGAUGGUGAAAUUUUGUUGGAGCAGCAUGCACACUUCGUGCAUAGAAGGACCAAUCUUGCGAGUACAAGCUAUCUCUUUUAUAAUCCAACACUGAGAACAUUCCAGAGGUUGCAAAAUAUCCAGGGAGGUCUCGCUCCCUAA